Durusdinium trenchii is the source of this 6375-nucleotide messenger RNA. Lineage: Eukaryota; Dinophyceae; Suessiales; Symbiodiniaceae. The record is from the annotation of a GenBank genome assembly.
AUGCCGGAGAAUCAGGUGCCGCAGAUCUGGGGAGAGUCCGUCACCCAGUUCAAAAACACACUUCCAGUGGUGGUCGCCUUGCGCAACAAAGCCUUGAAGCCACGACACUGGGAGGUCAUUACCUCUAUGAUUGGUCAAGAGCUGGAUUUGGAAGAUGAAGAGUUCACCCUUGGUGGUCUGCUGGCCAUGGGUGUGGACCAACACAUGGAAGCCAUCAUGGAUGUCUCUGGCAAGGCAACAGCAGAGCAAGGACUUGAAGAAAUGCUCGACAAGGUGAAGAAGACGUGGGAGGAUUUGGAGCUUGUGAUCAACCCCUACAAGGACAGCAAAGAUGUCUUCGUGCUCGGCUCGAUCGAAGACAUCACUGUUGCCUUGGAAGACUCCUUGGUGACGAUCUCCACCAUCGCUGGAAGUCGAUACGUGGGCCCCAUCCGCGCGGAGGUGGAACAAUGGCAGAAGGAUUUGCUGCUCUUCCAGGAGACAUUGGAUGAGUGGCUCAACGUACAGAGAAAUUGGAUGUACUUAGAGUCCAUUUUUAAUGCUGGCGACAUCAAGAAGCAACUGCCUGGAGAAAGUGCCAAGUUUCAAGAGAUCGUUGCUCGGCAACGUCUCCAUGCCGUCGAGACCUACGAGUACGCCGUGGCGUUGAAAGCUGCGACCAAGCCGGGGAGACUGGAGCUUUUUAAGAAAGCAAGUGAGACCUUGGAUCAGAUCCAGAAGCAGUUGGAGGACUAUCUCCUCUCCAAGUGUGUGGCCUUCCCACGCUUCUUCUUUCUCUCCAAUGACGAACUCUUGGAGAUUCUCUCCCAAGCAAAGAGACCCCAGGCCGUCCAGCCACAUCUCCGAAAGUGCUUUGAUAAUUUGGUGAAGCUGAAGUUUGGGGACGGAGCCAAUUCCACAGACAUCCAUGCCAUGAUCUCCGGCGAAGGCGAAGAGAUCCCCUUCUACAAGAUGCUCAAGGCACGCAACGGUGUUGAGAAGUGGCUCAGUGCCGAGGGUGGCGUUGAGGAGUACAUGGUGAAGACCAUGAGGGCUGAGGUGAAGAAAGGCUGGGAGACCUAUGCGCUUGAGUCUGACCGCAAAGAGUGGGUACGGAAGCAGUACUGCCAGGUGAUGAUCACUGUGGGGUCCAUCUACUGGACCCUGGAGACCGAGGAGGUCUUGACGGCCAGCGAUGGGAACAAGGUGCAGCUCAUGGGAAAAUGGUACCAGAAGAACAAGACUCAGCUAGAAGGCUUGACUGAGCUGAUCAGAGAUAAGCUGAACAAACUCCAGCGCAAGGGCGUUGUGGCACUGGUCACGCAGGAUGUGCACAAUCGUGACAUCAUCCAGGAUUUGUUCGACAACAAGAUCACCAGCAUGCAAAACUUCAAGUGGCAGCAGCAGCUCAGGUACUAUUGGGACGCGAAGCUGGACGGGGACCAUGGCGAUUGCUGCAUUCGUCAGGUGGAUGCCUUCAUCAUGUAUGGCCAUGAGUACAUGGGUGCCUUAUCGCGCUUGGUCAUCACGCCACUGACGGAUCGAUGCUGGAUGACCAUCACUGGUGCCUUGCAUAUCAAACUGGGCGCUGCACCCGCGGGCCCUGCGGGCACCGGCAAGACGGAGUCCACCAAGGACUUGGCCAAAGGCUUGGCUCGGCAGUGCGUGGUCUUCAACUGCUCAGAUCAGAUCAACUACCAGAUGAUGGGCAAGCUUUACAGUGGAGUGGUAAGUGCUGGUGCCUGGACAUGCCUCGAUGAGUUCAAUCGCAUCUCCAUCGAAGUGCUGAGUGUGGUGGCGCAGCAGGUGUUGGAGAUUCGUCAGGCACUCUUACAGGACUUGACGGAGUUUGUCUUCGAGUCAAGACAGUUAAAGGUGAAGAACACCUGUGGGAUCUUCAUUACGAUGAACCCAGGCUAUGCUGGACGUACUGAACUUCCUGACAAUCUGAAGGUUUUGUUCCGCCCAGUGGCCAUGAUGGUUCCUGACUACACCUUGAUUGCAGAGAUCAUGCUCUUUGCUGAAGGUUUUGGGAAGGCCAAAGUCCUCAGUGGCAAGUUCACAAAUCUCUACAAACUCUCCUCGGAGCAGCUGUCGAAACAAGAUCACUACGACUUCGGCAUGCGUGCGGUGAAGUCUGUCCUGGUGAUGGCUGGCAGUCUCAAGCGAGCGGAUCCCGACGAGGACGAGAACAUCCUUCUGAUCCGUGCAAUGCGUGAUUCCAAUGUGCCUAAGUUCUUGUCCGAUGAUCUACCACUCUUCUUUGCCAUUGUGAACGAUCUCUUCCCUGGAAUCGAGGUGCCAUACUAUGACUACGGUGCCUUGCAAGUGGAGAUCGAGCGUGGCCUUCAAAAGCAGAGCUUACAGGUCCAUGACAAGUUGGUCACCAAGACCAUCCAACUCUUCGAGACGUUCAUGGUGCGUUUCGGCGUGAUGUUGGUGGGGCCCACCCUGGGUGGCAAAUCUGUUGAUUACAAGACCUUGGCCAUUGUGGCAGCCUUGGUUUCGGGAGAUGACAGUUGCUCACUGCACAAAGUCGUGCAUCUUCAGCAGAAUGCUGUUGAGACACUGCUUGAUGCACUCACGCAAUUGCGGGAGGACAACAGUCCAGAUGAGCGUUACCAGAAGACAAAGUAUACGUGCUUCAAUCCCAAGGGUAUCACCAUGGGAGAGCUGUACGGCGAGAACAACGAGCUCACACAGGAGUGGACGGAUGGCCUCGGCAGUCGCAUCAUGCGCGGUUAUCAGACCGAGGAGAGCCCUGACUACAAAUGGACCGUUUUUGAUGGACCAGUGGAUGCGAUCUGGAUCGAGAAUAUGAACACCGUGCUCGAUGACAACAUGACCCUUUGUCUGGCCAAUGGCGAGCGUAUCAAGUUGAACUGGACCAUGCGGAUGCUCUUUGAAGUGGAGGAUUUGCGUGUAGCCUCACCUGCCACGGUGUCACGCUGUGGAAUGGUCUACUUGACGCCCUCCGAUCUGGGAUGGGAGCCCUUCGUUCGAACAUGGCUCAGCUCUCUGCCCGAUCAACCUUUCUCCGAGAAGGCCAAGGACAUGAUCUGGAGCUACUUUGACACUCAUGUGCAACGAGGUUUGGACUUCCUGCGGAAGAAUGGCCUUGAGCCUGUGGGCACGCAGGAUACCCAGCUCGUCAUCUCCCUGUGCCGGCUUUUCCAGUCGGUGAUGAAUGAAGAGGCAGCCACUGGGAACAGCUGUGCCUCGAAGGAUGCUCAAGUUGCAGAGGGAGAGUCAGUGCUGGUGCCGCGGAAGAUCUCAACCUUGGAGGCCGCUGAGUUCGAGAAGUUUCUGCAGCCCUGCUUUUGCUUUGCCUUCACUUGGACCAUCGGUGGCAGUUGUGAUGCCAAGACGAGAGGUAUGUUUGCCCGAGAGAUCGAGAAUUGGUUCCCCAACGUCUCCAUGCCUCGGGGAGGAGGUCCAUAUGAUGGCUUCAUCAACUUUUACGAAGGCCCAAAAUGGAAGAGCUGGACCGACAUUGUGCCGAAGUUCGUCUUCCAGGAUGGUGUGUCAUACUUCCAGCUUUUGGUGCCGAACCCCGACACUGUUCGCUUCUCCUACAUCAUGGAUCGCAUGAUGACCACGCAAAACUCCGUGUUCUUGACGGGCAACUCUGGAGUUGGCAAGAGCGUGAACGUGGUGGCCUUGUUGGAGAAGAUGAAGGAGAUCGCCUCGGUGGUUCCAGUCUACAUGACCUUCAGUGCUCAAACGAAGGCCUACGAGACACAGAUCAACAUUGAGAGCAAGCUCGAAAGAUGGCGAAAGACCCUGUUGGGCGCACCAGUCAACAAGACGAAUGUGAUCCUGAUCGAUGAUGUGAACAUGCCCUUGGUGGAAGAGUAUGGUGCACAGCCUCCCAUCGAGUUGCUCAGGCAGUUCCAGGAUCAGCGGGGCUUUUUUGAUCGCAAGAAGCACGAGUGGAAGGACAUUGAGAACACAACGCUGUUGCUUUGUGCGGCUCCACCAGGCGGUGGCCGAAACCAGAUGACCGCGCGCUUCACCAGGCAUUCACAGGUGGUGUGCAUGCCACCAACCAGUGAAGAGGCCAUGUCCACCAUUUUCGGCUCCAUCAUCUCGGGCUUCCUGGGACGCUUCAAGAGCGAAGUGCAAGGCUUGGCGAAUGCCUCAGUACAAGCGACCAUCGAUAUCUACAACAAGUGGGGGAUCCCAGUGCAGAACCCGCGAAGGUGCGGAGACGAGUUGCUGCCCACACCGACGCGGCCACACUAUACCUUCAACCUGCGAGAUGUCUCGAAGGUCUUCCAGGGUCUGCUCAUGGUGAAGGCGAUGCACGUACCAAAUGCUGAAGCGUUUACGAGGCUGUGGUACCACGAGCUGUCACGAGUCUUUUGUGAUCGGUUGAUCAACAAGUCUGACAAGGAGUGGUUCUACAAGGCUGCAGCUGAACAGUUGAAAUCCAGGUUCCGUGUCAUGGACACCGAUCCUGAAAUUUGGACGUCCUUGAUGUGGUGCAACUUCCUUCGUCCAGUGGAAUCACGGGUCUAUGAGGAAGCCAAGGACAAGACCAAGGUGCAGAAGGUUCUUGAAGACGCCAAUGAUGACUACAACCUCUCUCACACCGCGCAGAUGAAUUUGGUCUUCUUUCAGGAGCAGUGGACGCUCGAGCUGCGCCAAGAUUUGCUGCUUGGCGAGAACCAGAGAGAAGUGGUGGCGGUGCUGACUGCUGGCUACGGAAUUGAUGCCUUCCGAGAAGAUGAGAAGAAGUUCUUGAUCUCAGCAGGUGCUGGGGCAGCGAAGGCAACGAUGUUUUUGCUCAGUGACACACAGAUCAUCAACGAGACCUUCCUUGAGGACAUCAACAACAUCCUCAACGCUGGCGAGGCGAUUUGCGGUGUGGCGGAUGGAGUCUCACAAAUUGAGGAUUUCGGCAUUGAUGCUUCGAUGCUGCCCAAUGAACUGCUGCAGGUGGUAGAACAAUUGGGGAUGCAUCAGCUGAUCCCAGGAGCCAAGUUAUCCGCCGCGGAUACCUAUCGCGGUCCCGUGUCCAUGCUACGCCGGGCCUUUGAGGCCACGGAGAGUUUGGGAUCGUUGACGGUGGUCUUGGCGGUGAUGGACAAUUCAACACGAAUUCAUGGGAAGUUACAUCCCAUGAUUGCGAUCAUCACCGUGGGAGAUUGUGAGCUCGUGGUUUUACGACGAGUGAAGGGGCCACGGGGGCCCUUGGAAUUGGUUUGCCACACGGAGAUGCAACGAAUUGAUGGCCAUGCGCAGACUCCCUUGCAACUGGCCAGGGUAGAUGAUCGAAUCGAUCCCAACUUCAACGAAGAGUUGACCAUUGAGGUCAUCGAAAGGGGCAGCGCAGUGAAUUGCGUCUCUGCCUAUGAGGGAGACAUUGUGAUCAUGGGCAGCGAUGGGGUCUUUGACAACCUCUUCUUGGAUGAGAUUCUCGACUUGGCCAAUACCAUGCUGCCGCCAGGUCAGGCAGCUUCUGGGUAUCCAGAAACAGCACUGAAAUCCUUGGCCCAGCGCAUCGUUGAGCAGUGUCAUGCAAAGACCAGGCCCUUGCCCAACGGUGUCUUGGCCGAAGCGCCCAUUGGGAGAGGUGGCAAAAAGGAUGACACCUCCUGUGUGGUGGCUGAGGUAGUGGAAUGGACCCAGGAUUUGCAACAGCUUUGGACUCCUCCACCACAACCCACCACCUGGCUCAGUCCUUUUACCUCGCUCAGCUCGUGGUUAGACAUCAACACCUGCUGUGGUGUGUCACACGAUUCUGAUGAUGAGGAUUUCCGGAAGCCCUCCAAGCGCAAGGCUCCCUUUCCAGAUGCCACGAUGAGCGCAGCUUGUGGAAGCAACUCUCAAAAUGUACCUCAGAACGGUUGGAAUGAGGCCAACCAGCCUUGCCAGGGCUUUCAGGAUUUCCAGGCACAACAACAAUACCCAAACCAACAGUACCAGGCUCAACAGCUCCAAGCAAAUCAACAGUACCAAGCAAAUCAACAAUGCCCAGCAAAUCAGCAAUACCAAGGAUAUCAGCCCAACCAAAGCUAUCCGGGUUACGGCACAAACCAGCAAUACAUGGCGAAUCAGCCCUACCACGGCUACCAGGCAAAUCAAGCCCAGGCUAAUCAGUGCCAGGCAAGCCAAAGCUACCAGAGUUAUCAAGGCAAUCAAUACCCGACCAGCCAGGGUUACCAGUAUCAGGCGAACCAAGCAUACCAGGGCGGCCAGGGCUUCCAAGGCAAUGGAUACCAAGGAUACCCACAAGCCCAAGCCCAAAUGCCAUAUCAAAUGGGCCAGACGCCCUGUCCAGCUUCUCAGAACUCCCUCAUGGCUUCUCAGAUGUAUGCAGCACCAGGUGGCUUUGGCGGCUUUGGCUCCCUCAACAAUGGCACCUACGGCGGGUGUGCUGGUCGCUACUGA